AUGUAACACACGCACGCACACACUCUGAGGUAGACUGUGUUAUGAUAGAUAACAUACGAUGAUCAGGGUGAGACACUGUUGGUGCUCGGUAGACUUUACGCAUGCUCAGACGUUAUCAUCAGUCUCUCUCUCCUUCUCCCUCUCCCUCCUUCUCUCAUCGGACAAGCCGAGGAGGAGCGUCUGAAUCACUGACCAGAGAGAGAGGGAGAUGGAUGGGCGGCAGGUCGCCAUAAAACAAACGGUUUCCUCCUGCAGAGCGAGGUGAGGCGACCGCAGGUGUCGGCGUGCGGCCGGGCGCGCUAAGGUGUCCUUGAAGAGGAGAAGGAAGAGGAGAAAAGGAGAAGAGGAGAAGAGGAGAGCUGUGAGGGAAGGAAAAGAAGGACUAGAUGACAUGUCCAUAGAGAGGUGAUGGAGCUUUGAGGAUGCGCUGUAGAUGACUAACCGAGAGUGAAGUUCAACCGGCCACUUAAAAAAGAGGGAAAGCAGGUGAGUUGACUCAUGGGAGCAUUUUCUACAACCAUUAAUAACACACCUGGCGUUUUAUUGACAAGACCACGUGACAAAUCAACUAAUCGACUAAUUAGUGAGGUAUCAAUCAGCCGGGGUUCAAUGAUUGAGCUGCCGGUGCCAAUCUGGAAGCGUGCGUAUAGAGUGGAGGUACACGAGUGCGCGCCUGUCUCCCGUUCAGGGAUUCGUCAUGGGUCACGGGUCGGGCUGUCAGUGGUCGUAACGACAUAAUAACACAUACUGGAGAGAGAAGAGAGAGAGAGGAGGAAAAAAAACACACAAUCUGUCUGGGGUGGGGAUCGAACCAGCGACACUGUAGGUGCAGCAGCCGCGCAGUGUCAAGACAAGCGGAGACAUUAUGUUUAGUGAUGUAAAACGACGGUUUAAUUGGAUCUGAAUGCAGCGCAGCCCUUCUGGUCCCCGUCUGUGUCCCUUCGUGCGUGUGUGUGUGUGUCUGUGUCUGUGUGUGUGUGUCCCAACCCUCUGGCGUCACAUGGGCGCAUCACCAAGGAACCGAGAUAACCUUGAAAAAAACAUCUGCCUGAACACACAGACACACACCCACUUUGCAUAACACACUCCCUGACUGAUAGAGUAACAUGUACAACCUUAAAACACCGAACACACACUCUUUAUUUACCUCUAUACCAAUACAUUAUGUAGUGUAUUUGCUGUAUUAACUUUCACUUUGAAUAAUUCAGCUGUAAUAGGUUGGCUGCAGCACAGUUCAGGCUGUUUAAUAGAUGCACCUCAUGAUAUUGAUUUUAAAAGCAUCUAAGUUGUUUAAGUAUUAAUAAGAUGUGUAUGCGCGUAUAUUUGUCAGGAAGACAGUUAACAGUCUCUUUCUGCUGCUUCGGUGUCGGCUCAUAGUAGCAGCUCACUUUGAGGUUGUGUAAGGUGUGAAAAAGCUUUCCAGAGCAGCAGCAGCAGCAUUGCAGAGGUAGCCCGAACAGUAAAUAUUAACUGGCCGAGAAGUCAGACGGGAGAAUCUGGAUGUUUUUCUGCCCUUUGUGGUUUCUUAAAGCAGCAGAUUGAGUGUAUUGUAGCCCUCCGUGACCGGAUCAUCUCAGAUGUCAACCGUGCAAACAAAUGCCUGCAGUGAUUUUUACAUGUCCACUGAGCUGUGAAGUUGUUAAAUCAACAUGCACUUUCAUCUAACCCAGAUUCAUGCCGUGAAGACAAAGUAAAUAUUCCAUCUGAGGUGGCAGGUGAAACAUUUUUGAUCUUCAAAAUUCAACCGUUUAACAGUCUGUAAUCACAAAGCAAACAGGUGUUAAAAAAAUAAAAAGCCUUCACACAUGAGCCUCCCAGCUGUUACAAUUUGCAAAAGGGCAAACCCGGCUGAUUCAUAGCAAAACUCUACAUCUCCAGGGAGAGUAAAGGCCACAUGUACUGCCACAAAUUUACAGCCUCCCCGCUCCUACCAAAUCAAAAAGGCUGCGCCACCGAGGAUGUGAGGAACAAAAGUGAGCUGGCAAAAUUACAGACUUCUGCAGAGCCAGAUCAUCAACCCAGACCGUAACUCAUCAAGGGGGUAAAAACAUGUCUCCUGAAAGGCUGUUCUUAAGAUCUGGAAUCAUGUAUCAGUCUAAUGGGGUUUGAUUUUCUGAAAUUUGCUAAGUAGUUAUUCAACUUCUUAUUUUUCAGUGUGGGUUUUCGAUUCCAUCAGAUCCACAGGCAGCAAAUCUCUCAUCACUUAACUGGCAGAAAUUUGGUCUUGAGGUGAAGUGUUGCUUAAAAAUAAAUCUUUUUGAGUUUAGUGACUUUUCUUUUAACGCCAAUGAGCCAAAAGCAUUUUUGCUCUAAUGUGAAAUGCCUUAACAGCCCUAUUUGUUUUGCUAGUCUGCAAUAAUGGUAAUUAUCCCCAGUGUGGGAUUUUUCACAGCAAAAGGGGCUGACAUCUAUGGAAUUGCCAUGAUAUUAAAUUGGCAAUCACAUCGUUUUUACUUUCCUUGAUCAAUUGCAUUCAGUAUAAAGGAUCCAUUUCUAUCAGCCAGUCUUUAUUUGCAUAGCAGUGAUUCAAAACAAGUGCUAUCUCAAAGGAUCAUGAUCAGACAGUACUCUUCUGUUAUUCAUAUAAAUCCACCUCGAGAAAAGCACUUUUCAACAUUUAGUAAGUAACCUUGGCAGAGAAAAAACUUAGCCUAUAGAGACAGAAACCUCAACCAGACGUAUGAAGAAAAUAAUAGCUCAUAGUCAUAAUACAGACUCCUGAGUCCAGCUCAAACACCACUGUGCCUAUGUAAAGCCUCAGAAUACAUGUGAGCAGACAGUUUGGCAUGUCCCCAAUUUACUCAAAGUGUGGUUCAAAUGCAAACUGACUCUUGAAUUGAUCAUGUAGCUGAAGCAUGCGGCUUCAGAGUUAAGUAGGUUCAGGUGCAAUGGCUGUCCUAGAUUUAGUGUCAGAUGGACAGUUUAUUGUACAGCUCUGAAAAACUGGCGAAUGUCGUCUUUGGGGGUAGAAAUACAGCACGGUAAAAAAAAAAAAAAAAAAAGCUGUUUUUCUGUUCUCCUUCUGUUAUUUAACUUUUUGAAUGUCUUUUUUGUUUGUAAUUCUACAUACUGUUACCACUGCACCCACUUCUACAGCUUUAAGUGGGCCUGUAUGCUCCCGUAUGCAGUGCCACCAUGGGACUGUUUUUACAUACAUCGAUGGAACUUCUCUUGCUCCAAUAAGCAUCUUCAAUAGCACCUCAAAUAGCCUAAAAUAUAUUAUCAGUAUGUAACUCUGGAGUCUUUUUGCAGGUGUUACACGAUGCUUACUUGUCUUUUAAGGCUGGAGAGAAACAACAGAUUUAUGAAAACUUGCAAGUCUCUGCAGCAUUGGAUAAAAGAGUAUAAUGAUUGGAUUAGAGGGAAGUGAUGCAGGGAUGCAGAGGUUCAUUGUUUGUGUAACACUGUGAGGUAGUUUCUUCAAUUAUGGAUGUAUCUUCUGCUAUACUAACUCAACAGCAAUGAGGGGAGUACUGGUACUUUUUCCAUACUGUGUGUCAAUUUGCACACAGAGGUUGGUUUUCUUUUUAAUACAACUAAGAAAAAAUAUUAGCUUCAAGGUGCCUUUGGGGAAAUAACUGAGCACUGUGCUCCCAUUGCCUUUGCAUGAAUAAACAUUAUGUCAUGUGAGAGUAUUCCCAGUUUGUGGAGGAAGCGGUGAACUGCUGAGUGUUUUACAACCUGAAAUGCAGCAGCGGUUUUGUGCUGUGUGGCACCUGCAGGACCAGAUUGCUGCAGAGAGCUGUUACUACAUGGGUUAUAAACCAAGUCAUCUGUGCAGCAGGAACUUAAAAAGACAGAAAAGAAGAAGAAACAGAAAGAAAGAGCAGAGGGAGAUUUUUGGGACUGAUCUUCUGGAGUCAAAUCAUGUAUGUUGGUUACUUACGUAAGAGCAAAUACCUUUAUACUUAAGCUGACUAAGAAAUAUCUAAACUUAGAAACAGGAGAGGAAAAGACAAACGCAGAAAAAGCAGAUCCAGAUUGAUGGAAAGCAAAUGAGGCAGGAAGUACUCACUUAUGUAACUGUCAUUGCCAACAAACUCAACCCCCAGUGAAGGUCAUGUUAUCUACAGAGACCAGAGGUGGUGAUAAUGGCAUUGCUAAUCCCUCAUAAUGUCUCCUGUGGUUCUGCAAAUAUGAACUCGAUGUGAACCUUCACCACAUAGAAAAAAAAACCGAUUAACCCAGUGAUUACCUAGACAGCUAAAGCCUGUGCGGAGUCCCUGCCAAAGACAGGGGCGCAUGGGAAGUUGUGAGUCACUGCUAUUAUUAUCUCGGAUAUGAAAGAUAUAUGAGAGAUCUUGAAGGAGGAAGACGAGAUGGGAUCUGCUGAAGAGUGUGUGAGUAAAAUAUGUAUCCAACGUGGCUCUAAAAGUGUCUUUUCUUUUCCUUCCAGGUGUCUGUUGUCGUUUCAAAAUGGAGUCCACUCACCUCCUGAGUGGCUCUAAGAAGAGAGUCAAGAUCCACCCUCACACCGUCACAGCCAAAUACGCCACGCACACCCCCUUCUCCCCCCAACCCGGAGUGCACCAACACUUCCCUCAACCAGGGGAUGAAGGCUACGAUGACGCUCCCUCUUUUGAGGACUUUGGCUCCUUCCUGGAGGAGACGUCAGACAGGAAACGUCUAACGGAAGGCAAGAGGUGGCCUUUGACUCUCUUUAGCUCUAAAGACAAGGACACGGCCAGUAGACCUCAGACUGCUGCUGCUGGAGGAGGAGGGGAGACAAGUGAUGGGGGAGUAAAAGCAGCAAAAGGGUCUGGGAGAGGAGUCGGGGAGCAGCUGGCCAGUUUCGGAGAAGCUUCUGUGUCUGCUUCUCGGCUAACGUGGGUUGGCUUGCUUGGUGCGGCGUUGGCUCAUGGUUGCCUGAUUGUUCUGACCCGUCUCGCCACUGAACGCUACAGCCUGGGCCCCCUUUUCUUGCUUAUGGUGCGGUCCAUCGUGCAGCUCGUCUCUUUGGCUGUACCGCUGCACAGAGGAGAGAACCCUUUUGGACCGGAUGGCUAUCGUAUACGUCUGCUCUGUUACGGCAUCGCCUACUCUCUCUCCCUCUGCUGUGCCUACGCGUCCCUAACAUUUGUCUCUCCGGGAAAUGGCACAACAACCUGGCGCUUGGCAACCACAGGGCUGUCGGCCAUUUUGGCUUUCCUGCUCCUGGAGGAGAGGCUGGGGUUGGCGGAUGGGAUCACCAUAGCUGCAGGACUUUGCGGUUUGGGGCUUGUGUUGCUCCCCACGGUAGACGAGAACAAUUCAGAUUCACCGACCGAUCCAGUUGUGUUCUGGAAGGGAGCGUUCGGGUGGUCCCUCUCUGCUCUCGCAGGGCUGUGGAUGGCUCUGGCGUUGGUUGGGUAUCGCUCCCUGAAGGAGAGGGUGGGAGUGGGCACAGCUUUGUUCACAGUCAGCUGGACAGGCUGCCUGCUCUCCCCUGCCACCUUGAUACUUCUUCAAGAGGGAUGGUCCUGGCCUAUGAGCGCUGAAGCUUGGGGCGUCAUCCUGGGCCUGGUUGCCUGCUCUGUAGCAGCCUUCCUUGGGAUGACGCACGCCCUCACCCGGCUCCACCCGGCUCUGGUGUCUGCCUCACAGAGCCUGGAGAUACCUGUCGCCAUGCUGCUCCAUCUGGCCGUGCUGCCUUUGGCUCCAAGUGCGCCGGAGGUCGUUGGGAACGUGAUGGUCAUACUGAGUGUGGGCUGGCUGGUGGCGAUGAAGCUGCUUCCUUCUCGUGGGGCAGGGCGCCGCCAGAGGGAGGAGUAUGAGGAGAUCCUGGACUCGCCGAUCAAAUAGACUUCUUUUCUCACCUCUUCACUCCUUUCCCCCCACACCCCCUCUUUCAUGAGAUUGUUUCUGUUGUACAUAAAAGACUGCUAAAUGUUUACUGGAGCCUGAUCUAUUUUGUAUUGUCCUUCUGCUUUUGGGAAAGUGCCAAUGAUGUGUUGUGUGUCGUUGUGAUAUCGUGACGUGACAUUAAAAUCUCUCUGAGGAAUGCUUGUGGC
This is a messenger RNA of Xyrichtys novacula (pearly razorfish), 5990 nucleotides long. The record is from the annotation of a GenBank genome assembly. Lineage: Eukaryota; Metazoa; Chordata; Actinopteri; Labriformes; Labridae.